Molecule: messenger RNA, 554 nt
Organism: Myotis daubentonii (Daubenton's bat)
Lineage: Eukaryota; Metazoa; Chordata; Mammalia; Chiroptera; Vespertilionidae
Product: charged multivesicular body protein 1B2-like
Biological process (GO): vacuolar transport
Source: RefSeq, a predicted model, not a curated record
UCAGAAAGGGAAUACAGAAGUUGCAAGAAUACAUGCUGAAAAUGCAAUCCGCCAGAAGAACCAAGCAAUUAAUUUCUUGAGAAUGAGUGCUAGGGUUGAUGCUGUGGCAGCCAGAGUUCAAACUGCAGUAACAAUGGGCAAGGUAACCAAGUCCAUGGCAGGUGUAGUUAAAUCUAUGGAUGCUACAUUGAGGAGUAUGAACCUUGAAAAGAUUUCUGCCCUGAUGGACAAAUUUGAACACCAAUUUGAAACACUGGAUGUUCAAACACAACAAAUGGAAGACACAAUGAGUAGUACUACAACCCUAACAACACCACAAAGCCAAGUGGAUAUGCUGCUUCAAGAAAUGGCAGAUGAAGCUGGCCUUGAUCUCAAUAUGGAACUACCACAGGGUCAGACAGGAUCUGUUGGCACCAGUGUUGCUUCCAUGGAACAGGAUGAACUAUCUCAGAGACUUGCCCGUCUACGUGAUCAAGUGUAAUUUAAAGAACUGGUGCUUUUGUUUACUUCACCUGCUUCUGAAAAAUUUCAUGUGUAUAUAUAGAUAAGUUGCA